Molecule: messenger RNA, 2190 nt
Organism: Orycteropus afer afer
Lineage: Eukaryota; Metazoa; Chordata; Mammalia; Tubulidentata; Orycteropodidae
Source: RefSeq, a predicted model, not a curated record
AUGUCAGUACAGGAGAACACACCACCCCAGCAGCUUUGGUCUCGGGUCUCUAAGUCUCAAAGGGACUUUGCAAAGUCCAUCUUGGUUGGGGCUCCAGGAGGUAAGAACAGGAAACACAUGCCAUUGAGCUGUUCCCAGCUGGGCCUCAUCCCUCAACAGACCCACCAAAACCAGCAGGCGUGCAGUGACAUGGAGGGGCCAGCGGGGUACCUGCGGCGGGCCAGUGUGGCCCAGGAGCUGGGCACUGCCUUCUUUCAGCGGCAGCAGCUGUCGGCUGCUAUGGCGGACACAUUCCUGGAGCAUCUCUGCCUGUUGGACAUCGACUCAGAGCCUGUGGCCGCUCGCAGUACCAGCAUCAUUGCCACCAUUGGGCCCGCCUCUCGCUCUGUGGAGCGCCUCAAGGAAAUGAUCAAGGCCGGGAUGAACAUAGCACGACUCAACUUCUCUCACGGUUCCCACGAGUACCACGCUGAGUCCAUCUCCAACAUCCGGGAGGCCGUGGAAAGCUUUGCAACCUCCCCGCUCAACUACCGGCCCGUGGCCAUCGCUCUGGACACCAAGGGACCUGAGAUACGGACAGGGAUCCUCCGGGGGGGCCCGGAGUCGGAGGUGGAGUUAGUGAAAGGCUCCCAGGUGCUGGUGACCGGGGACCUAGCGUUCCGGACGCACGGGGACGCGGACACCGUGUGGGUAGACUACCCCAAUAUCGUCCACGUCGUGCCGGUGGGGGGCCGCAUCUACAUUGACGACGGGCUCAUCUCCCUAGUGGUCAAGAAAAUCGGCCCAGAGGGGCUGGUGACCAAAGUGGAGAACGGUGGAAUCCUGGGCAGCCGGAAGGGGGUGAACUUGCCAGGUGCCCAGGUGGACCUGCCUGGGCUGUCUGAGCAAGAUACCCAGGAUCUUCGCUUCGGUGUGGAGCAUGGUGUGGACAUCAUCUUUGCCUCCUUUGUGCGGAAGGCCAGUGAUGUGGAAGCCGUCCGGGCUGCUCUGGGGCCAGAAGGGCAAGGCAUCAAGAUCAUCAGCAAAAUUGAGAACCACGAAGGCGUGAAGAAGUUUGAUGAAAUCCUGGAGGUGAGCGAUGGCAUCAUGGUGGCCCGGGGAGAUCUAGGCAUCGAGAUCCCAGCUGAGAAGGUUUUCCUGGCCCAGAAGAUGAUGAUCGGGCGCUGUAACUUGGCCGGCAAGCCCGUAGUCUGUGCCACACAGAUGCUGGAGAGUAUGAUCACCAAGCCCCGACCAACACGUGCAGAGACGAGUGAUGUGGCCAAUGCUGUGCUGGAUGGGGCAGACUGUAUCAUGCUGUCAGGGGAGACUGCCAAGGGCAGAUUUCCUGUGGAGGCUGUAAAGAUGCAGCACGCGAUUGCCCGAGAGGCAGAGGCUGCAGUCUAUCACCAGCAGCUGUUUGAGGAGCUGCGCCGGGCAGCACCACUGAGCCGUGAUCCCACCGAGGUCACUGCCAUUGGUGCUGUGGAGGCUGCCUUCAAGUGCUGUGCUGCGGCCAUCAUCGUGCUGACCAAGACUGGCCGCUCAGCCCAGCUUCUUUCUCGGUACCGACCUCGAGCGGCAGUCAUUGCUGUCACCCGCUCUGCCCAGGCUGCUCGCCAGGCCCACCUAUGCCGAGGAGUCUUCCCUUUGCUCUACCGUGAACUUCCAGAGGCCAUCUGGGCAGAUGAUGUGGAUCGCCGGGUCCAGUUUGGCAUUGAAAGUGGAAAGCUUCGCGGCUUCCUCCGUCCUGGAGACCUGGUGAUUGUGGUAACAGGCUGGCGGCCUGGCUCUGGCUAUACCAACAUCAUGCGGGUGCUGAACAUAUCCUGAGAUAUCCCUCAUCUCUGACCCAGACCACCCCUGACCCCCCUUCUUCCCCAUGUUCUCCAUCCCACACCCCUCUUAUAGCCCCACCACCUCUCUACCCCCAACCCUCCCAGAGUUUCCAUCUGAGGCCAUGUCUCCCAUCUAGCCCCACUCCAAGGAGCCCCUUCCCCCUCUCUGUGUCACACAGGCCCUGAAAGCCUGUGUCCAAUUAAUCACUGCCCACCCAGCAGCAGCACUUGGACAUUCCCUGCAUCCAAUCCUCUCAUCUGGGCCCUAAAACACUCUGAGCCUUUAAUCCCAGCUUGGCUGGUUAAUUCUAUCCCCCCAGCCCUGGGGGUGAGGGAGAGGGGAGACGGCAAUUGUGUCCUCACUGUCUACAAU